AUGCGCGUGUCGCUCGGUACGGCCUGCGCACUCCUGCUCACCCCUGUCUCCCUGGUACUCUGUCAAGAUACGGGGUACUAUGCAGAAGAUGGUUACCGUGACGACGCCAUUGACGUGGCAGACACACACUCAAUAUGUCCAACGGAUAAAAUACUUCGAUCGAGAGAAACUUGCCGAGUUGAUGGAGUCGACAUGCAGUGUAUUCGACUCAACUGCUGUGAAGACUACAGUUAUAUUGCUGGACGCUGCAUUCCGAAGUCAGUAGAGCCGUGCAGCUUGCGUCUGUGCGAGCAAGCGUGUGAGGUUCGCGAUCAGCGCGUCUGGUGCUCUUGCCAUCCUGGCUUUAGAUUCGACGUUGAUAGCUAUCUACGGAAAAGACAACCUUAUUGUGUAGAUAUAGAUGAAUGUUCUUCAAACAAUGGUGGUUGUGAUCAGCUCUGUAUAAACGACCCGGGCGGGUACCACUGCCAAUGCGCUCCGCCUCUCAUCGUAGCCAACGAUGGCAGGAGAUGCAUACAGCCUGAGCCCCUACCACUUGUACGGGCUUCGUCGAGAUGCUACGCGCCAUGCGACACCGUGUCGUGGCUGUCGAGGAAAGUAAAGCAACUGAGUGACCAGCUGCAUACAACGCAAUCCGCUCUAAAGAAAUUACUGGAAAAUCCUGUAUUAAAAGGAGAAGAUGGUCGUUUCGCAGAGGGCACAUACGCUUACAGAGUUCUGGACGCCACCGCGCCUUUGGAAGGUGGAUACUGUCGGUGUGAAAGGGGACCUAGGGGACCCGCAGGCGCCCCAGGCAUGGAAGGACCAAAAGGCGACACUGGUCCACGUGGACCACGUGGAGCACGUGGACCGAAAGGUUCCCUAGAUUUAAUGCUACUUCUCAUAGCUGAUAUUAGACACGACAUACAUAAUCUCGAGAAGAAAGUGUAUCAGGAAGGUGAACGACCGGAACGCUUCAACCUGCAAAAAGCAUGGCGUCAUCAACACAAGCAAGAACAAUUGGAGAAAGAGAGCAAGAUAGAACAAGACUUAGAGGCAUACACCGCGCCGCCCGUCGUCGGCGCUGAUCCCAUUGAGAUUUCACCUCAUGGUGUGACCGGGGAAAUAAUACACAAUUCUGAAACAACCACAGACUGGACUUUAGUUAAAGGAGAUAACUACGACAGUGCAGACGCGUUAGACAUCGCCGAUAUGGACGAAAAGCUCCGGCAACUGCGACUCCUUGCCAACGCGACCAGCUCCGGGGACGAUGAAGACGUCGACACUGAUUAUGAUUAUAGCUUCUAC
Molecule: messenger RNA, 1287 nt
Organism: Brenthis ino (lesser marbled fritillary)
Lineage: Eukaryota; Metazoa; Arthropoda; Insecta; Lepidoptera; Nymphalidae
Source: the annotation of a GenBank genome assembly